CUUUCACACAACCAUCAACGCGUCAAACAAUUUCAAAGCAAAGUUCCAAUUCACAAUCCAAAGCAUUUGUAUUAGGAUUUCAACUGUAUCCUCUUUUUAUUACCUUUUCAAACACUCAUCUCUCAAAUCAACCGUCGAAAUGCCUCCCAAGAAGGAAACCAAGGCUGAGGGCGCUGCCCCCAAGACCUCUUCGCACCCUACGUACCAGGCCAUGAUCACUGAUGCCAUCAUCAACCUCAAGGACCGGAAUGGCAGCAGCCGCCCUCAACUCAAGAAGUAUGUCAAGGCCAACAACAAGCUUGGCGAGGUAACGGACAGCAUGUUCGACUCGCUCUUCAACCGUGCCCUCAAGGCCGGUGUCGACAAGGGAGUUUUUGAGCAGCCCAAGGGACCUUCUGGAGGUACCAAGCUGGCCAAGAAGGCUGCGCCCAAGAAGGAGGCUGCUCCUAAGAAGGUGGCCAAGAAGGACGACGCCAAAGCCGCACCGAAGAAGGCUGCCCCGAAGAAGGCCGCAGCUCCUAAGGAGAAGAAGGAGAAGGACGCCGCCGCUGCCGCCGAGAAGCCUGCUGCCCCCAAGAAGGCGGCUCCCAAGAAGGCUGCCGCGGCCAAGAAGGACGCCGCUCCCAAGGAGAAGAAGGAGACCAAGGAGAAGAAGCCCGCCGCCGACAAGGCACUCAGCAAGACCAAGACCGGACGUGUUGCCAAGGCACCUGCGACAGCCAAGCCAGCGGCGGUCAAGAAGGCUGCGCCGAAGAAGGCAGCGGCCCCGAAGAAGGCCACCCCUAAGAAGACUGAAAAGGCCGAAGCAACUGCCGCAUAAGGGACCGUUACGACCUUUUUGUUACUUCAUGUUUCUUCAUCUGUCUUGUCACUUGGGCGUUUAGAGCGUUUCUUAUCAUGGGUAUAUUUUUGGGAGGUGCGACGGAAAGCUAUCUGGGGUUCUGUGUCUGGGAUUUUUGUUUCUGUAUUGUGUUUCUGUGUUCACCGCAGGGCUGUGAUGCUUUGGGCCCUUUUUUCAUGUCUUUUCCAUGACGCGUGCGGGCGGCGGGCCUUGGGCGUAUGAGUCGUGUCUUGAUACCAUUUGGCGCGCGCGCAGGGUCCUUGAGAUUUUUGGGGCGAUUGUGUGGGAGGGUUUUCAAAGCUGGGGAUGCGCGUAUAAUUAUACCACAAAUGAAUGCAUGGUGAAUAUUUCAAACC
Messenger RNA from Pyricularia grisea, 1197 nucleotides. RefSeq lists its product as uncharacterized. Bases 140 to 820 code for a protein of 226 amino acids. NCBI's taxonomy places the organism in Eukaryota, Fungi, Ascomycota, Sordariomycetes, Magnaporthales, Pyriculariaceae. Gene Ontology annotation, cellular component: nucleosome. The record is from RefSeq and is a predicted model, not a curated record. Gene Ontology annotation, molecular function: DNA binding; structural constituent of chromatin. The transcript is spliced from 5 exons. Gene Ontology annotation, biological process: nucleosome assembly.